CACAUUAUUUGUGAUCUUGCAAACUUUUGUGAGAAUGUGCUCAUUUCAUACAUUAAAGUGACGCGAUCGCGGUGCCUUUUUGAGUUCAAAUGAGAAGGCAACAUGCCACACGAAACAUUUUUUAAUGCAAGAUUUUUUAUUGAAUACACUUAUGAACAUUCUCAAAGAGCUUAUACUCAUAUAGUUUUAUAAGGAUAAUUCUGUGAAUAAUUUUUGGAGUGU
Molecule: messenger RNA, 222 nt
Organism: Chironomus riparius
Lineage: Eukaryota; Metazoa; Arthropoda; Insecta; Diptera; Chironomidae
Source: the annotation of a GenBank genome assembly